Molecule: messenger RNA, 1359 nt
Organism: Coturnix japonica (Japanese quail)
Lineage: Eukaryota; Metazoa; Chordata; Aves; Galliformes; Phasianidae
Gene: JTB
Product: jumping translocation breakpoint
Biological process (GO): mitotic cytokinesis
Cellular component (GO): cytoplasm; midbody; spindle
Source: RefSeq, a predicted model, not a curated record
CCGGAAGUGGCGCUCCCCGCUCCCGGAAGUCCCGGCUCAGACGGUGAUGGCGGCGUCGUUGUUCGCUCGGAGCCGGUGACUGGGGGCCGCCAUGUUGGCCCGGCGCGGGUCCGGCCCGUUGUGCUGCACCGUGUGCGCUCUGCUCGGGGCGAUGAGCGCGGUGCUGAGCGCCGGGAUGCGGCCCGUGACGGCGAUGGCGGCCAGCGAGGAGCGGCGCUCGGCGAGCCCCGCGACGCCGUGUUGGAGGCGGGAGGAGUUCGUGGUCGCACGGGAAUGUGGCCGCUGCUCCAGCUUCGAGCUGAAGAGCGUCCCCGAGUGCGGCCCCACCGGCUUCGUGGAGAAAAUCAGCUGCGCCGCCUCCAAACGGGACGAGUACAAGAGCUGCCGCUCGGCCGUGCUGGAGUCGCGGUUGUUCUGGCGCUUCGUGGGCUCCAUGAUGGCGGUUGCGGCCGUUUGCUCCGUGUUGGUGGUUUGGAGGCAGCGGGCGCUGGACCGCAGGGCGCUGGAGAAGGUGAGGAAACAGAUCGAGUCCAUUUAACGGAGCAUCACGGCACCGGGAUGGACCGGAGGAACUGGAGACAUUGAGAGUCAUGGGACACGGAGCUGCCACCGGGGACAGAGGGUCCCAUUGUCGCCCCAUGGACACGGUGUGGGUCCAUAGUGUGGGUCCCCUAUUGUGGGUCCAUAUUGUGGGGUCCCAUAUUGUGGUUCCAUGGUAUGAUCCCAUAUUGUGGGUCCCACAUCGUGGGUCCUAUAUUGUGGUCCCAUAUUGUGGAUCCCAUGUUGUGGGGUCCCAUGUUGUGGGUCUCAUAUUGUGGGUCCAUGCUGUGAUCCCAUACUGUGGGUCCCCUAUUGUGGGUCCAUAUUGUGGGUCCCAUAUUGUGGGUCCAUGCUGUGGUCCUACAUUGUGGGUCCAUGUUGUGGGUCCCAUAUUGUGGGUCCCUAUUGUGGUUCCAUGGUAUGAUCCCAUAUUGUGGGUCCCACAUUGUGGGUCCAUGGUGUGGUCCCAUGUUGUGGGGUCCCAUAUUGUGGGGUCCCAUAUUGUGGGUCCAUGCUGUGGUCCCAUGUUGUGGGGUCCCAUAUUGUGGUCUCACAUUGUGGUCCCAUAUUGUGGGUCCAUGUUGUGGGUCCCUAUUGUGGUUCCAUGGUAUGAUCCCAUACUGUGGGUCCUAUACUGUGGGUCCCUAUUGUGGGUCCCAUAUUGUGGGGUCCCAUAUUGUGGGUCCCCUAUUGUGAUCCCAUAUUGUGGUCCCACACUGUGUUCCCAUACAGCCCCUCAGUGCUGCUCCAUGUUGGAGGCAUCGUGGAUCCCCCCCCUGCCCUGGGGCGGUGCAAUAAAAGCUGAUGGUGUCACCAUGA